Molecule: messenger RNA, 1166 nt
Organism: Cornus florida
Lineage: Eukaryota; Viridiplantae; Streptophyta; Magnoliopsida; Cornales; Cornaceae
Product: dihydroceramide fatty acyl 2-hydroxylase FAH1-like
Exons: 7
Coding region: 206-919 (237 amino acids)
Biological process (GO): fatty acid metabolic process; lipid biosynthetic process
Cellular component (GO): endoplasmic reticulum; membrane
Molecular function (GO): iron ion binding; fatty acid 2-hydroxylase activity
Source: RefSeq, a predicted model, not a curated record
AUAGAAAAAGAUCUUCUUUAACGAGACCUCUCAUUUUAGUUCAUGACUCUUCUGAUCAGAAACCAACGCUCUAAAACUGGUGGAAAGUCAUUGCUACUGCACAGAGAGAGAAAGAGAGAGAGUCGUCGUUAGGGUUUCCAAAACCCCGUCUACGCUAACAGAUCGGACCGGCAUUUUUUUUUUAGUUACAUAAAAAGGUACUGAGAUGGUUGCGCAGGAUUUUAUUGUGGAUUUGAAUAAACCGCUUGUCUUCCAGGUUGGCCAUCUAGGAGAAGCUUAUCAAGAGUGGGUUCACCAGCCCAUUGUCAGCAAGGAAGGCCCUCGAUUUUUUGAAAGUGAUUUUUGGGAGUUUUUGACCCGUACAGUAUGGUGGGCAGUUCCACUCAUUUGGCUGCCAGUUGUAUGCUGGUGCAUCUCUAUGUCUAUAAGAAUGGGACAUUCACUUCCCCAGAUAUCACUGAUGGUGGUCUCUGGCAUUUUUAUAUGGACAUUGCUGGAAUACACCUUGCACCGCUUCCUUUUCCACAUUGAGACAAAGUCCUAUUGGGGAAACACCAUACACUAUCUUCUUCAUGGUUGCCAUCACAAGCACCCCAUGGAUGGAUUACGCCUUGUUUUCCCUCCUACUGCAACAGCUGUUCUGUGUCUGCCAUUCUGGAACUUGGUUCAACUCAUGUCUACUCCUUCUAUUACUCCUGCUUUGUUUGGAGGUGGUUUACUGGGUUAUGUGAUUUAUGAUGUCACACAUUACUACUUGCACCAUGGACAGCCAUCUAGCGAAGUACCUCGAAAUCUCAAGAAAUAUCACUUAAAUCAUCAUUUCCGGAUCCAGAAUCAGGGCUUCGGUAUCACUUCCUCGCUAUGGGACAAGGUGUUUGGAACACUUCCUCAAUCAAAAGCAGCCAAGAAAAGUAGAUAAUUUAAUUGGAAGUGUAGCAUCUGUUAAAAUGUUAAUUUCAAUGGUUUGAAAAUAUUUUUCAUUCACAAUCUAGCAUUUUAUUUUAUGGUACAUCUUCUGAGAAGUGUUUCCAAAUUUAUCGAAUUAGGAUGGUGUCAAUUAUUGUGGUGUCCUUUCCUGCAAUGAACAAUGAAGAGUCUGUAUAAAAGGAAUUACUAAAUUUGGUCUGAUUAGUUGUUUAUAGAAGAAAAUGUCUCAUUUUUGUGUC